AUGUCUUUCCAUUUCUCUCUCUCUGGGGUUCAGCGGAAGAAAGAUUUCAAGUUUGUCCCGGUCCCCUCUGCCGUUCCAAAACCCUCGAUAUCUCUCCCAAGAUUGGGACUGUCAACUACAUUGACCCUCUUGUUAAGCUCUCAUUGCUUCAACUUCCAUACUAUGAUGUAUAAUGUGUUGCUUAUAUGUGUUGUUGCAUACAAGAAGAACAUAGAUCUUGAAACAAGCAUGAACUUAUAUUCUUCCUCUUCCAAGAUGCAAAAAUCCAAUGAAGAUCAGGACAUAAUCAGCAACCUACCUGAUGUCAUCAUUGGUCACAUUCUCUCUUUACUUUCUACUAGAGAAGCAGUUCGUACUAGUGUUUUAUCAAAGAGAUGGGAAUACAUGUGGACAUCCAUCACCAAGCUGCACUUCAACGACAAAGAGCAAUAUGAGUAUCGCACUUAUAUUAGAAAAAACAGCUUUUUAAACUCUGUGUAUAGGGUGCUACUUCAUCUGAAUUCUUCAAGCAUCCAAAGUUUAUCUGUUUCCAUUUCAGAAAAUUAUGACCCUUAUCAUGUUAAUCAGUGGAUAUCUGCGCUGAUAAGUCGGAAAGUCAAAGAGAUUUGUAUUCAUUCAGUAAAAACAUUUGGUAUCUCCUCAAAUUCCACCCUUUGGAAAUCCCCGUACUUAGAGAACUUGACGUUGAGUAUGAAGGCUUAUCCGAUUAUUAUCAGACGGCCAACGGAUUAUGAUAUGAGAGUUACAGUUCCCACCAAUGUUGAUUUUUUGUCCCUCACUGUCCUCAAUUUGUCUGGAAUCACACUUACCUGUGCUCCUUCUAACUACAUGCGAGAUUUGAUCCUAAAAUUCCCAGCUCUUAGAAAGUUCGAGACAGUUGAUUGCACUUGGUUAAAUGUAAAGUUGAUAACUUUGGACAUGCCUAAACUUGAAGUGCUUAUAAUUUCUGAUACAAAUGUGUUCACGGCUGAUGGUUCACCUUCUGUCAUCAACUUGUUUGCCUUACACCUAGCAGAAUUCUCCUAUAGUGGAUUCAUGUCAGAUGCCAGUUGGUUUCCCUUGUAUAUAGAAAGUAUUGCCUCUGCUAAUAUUUAUCCACGCAGGUGUGUGGCGGGGGUGACUGAAGCACAAAAUGCAUAUUUUGCUUACCAGUUUCUGAGAAAAUUAAGUAAUAAAGUGAAAUGUCUAAAGUUUGAACAGCCGCAGGUACUUGUUCUAGCAGUACCUCGUUUGUUCAGUCUUCCUGAAUUCGGAAAGUUGAGUCGUCUGGAGCUGCGAGAUAAAAUUAUGGGCCCAUUGUUGUGGAUAUUACUCGGAAAGUCACCAUGGAUUGAGACUCUUACUCUUCAGGAACUAAUUAUCUUUGACCAUCGUUUGACUUCAAUGAGUGUGCCUCCUUGUGUUGCUUGUAAACUUAAAGUGGUAAAUUUUGGAAGAUUUAGAGGUGAUGAGCAUGAGCUUCGUUUUGUCAAAGUUGUAAUAGAAAACGCACAAGUCUUGAAGAGGAUGAGUUUGACUUGUGAGUGGACUCUCUGCGGGCCGAAAUUGGAAGAAGUUAGAGAGAAGAUAUUCUCGUUUAAGAAAAGUGCUAGCUCCGCCGUUAUAGAAUUAUUAUAA
Messenger RNA from Sphenostylis stenocarpa, 1617 nucleotides. The record is from the annotation of a GenBank genome assembly. Lineage: Eukaryota; Viridiplantae; Streptophyta; Magnoliopsida; Fabales; Fabaceae.